CUGGCCAGCUCGAGGCCAUUUCUUGUCGAGGCCGACAGGCUUAGGCCAACUUCGGACUCGAGCCAGGUGGCGCCGAGUUGUCGGCACACUCGGACUGCAGUCAUUCCCUCGGGCCGGCCGGUGUCUGACCGAGUUGAUCGAUCGGCAGUCGUUUGUCCGGGCCACUUCCGUCCGGACGCAGGCAGGGCUUAUGUCCACGCCUCACCGGUUUACGCGUUGAGUUGUGUUCGCGUGCGUACGCGUGCCCAUUUCCUUGUCCGACCCAGCAAAAAUCCACCUUUCCUUGUCCCAUUCACUUCCGUCGGAGUGGUUCUUGUGCGCAUCGAUUUGUGUCUCAUCCAUCUGCCCAUCGGACGACCGAUCGGGGUGGCGGAGGCCCGAGGCACGGCGCACUCGUUCUGCCUUCACUACCGCCUCUGGGCGGACAGACACACCCAGUGCUAC
Messenger RNA from Protopolystoma xenopodis, 444 nucleotides. NCBI's taxonomy places the organism in Eukaryota, Metazoa, Platyhelminthes, Monogenea, Polystomatidea, Polystomatidae. The record is from the annotation of a GenBank genome assembly.